Molecule: messenger RNA, 1518 nt
Organism: Vairimorpha ceranae
Lineage: Eukaryota; Fungi; Microsporidia; Nosematidae
Exons: 1
Coding region: 1-1518 (505 amino acids)
Source: RefSeq, a predicted model, not a curated record
AUGGACGAUAAGAAAAAAAAACAAAGACGUGUUUCGUUUGCUUCAGAAGCUCCCGAACAAAAUGUGUAUGAGAAAGAAGUGACAAUUAAUUCUUUUACUACUGAUGAUGUUACGGCAGAUUUCACUUGUGAACAAACAAAAAUAGGAAAAUCAUUUUAUGAAAUUGCUAAAGAAGAAGACAAAGAAAAUGAUUCGUUAAUGUCAAACAAUACAGCAGUAUUUGGAGAACUUGUUGACACACAGUACAUUCGUACUAUAGUACCAGAACAAAAAAAGGUCCAAGUUAAUAUCAAUGAAUUACUUAUGGAACAUGGAAUUCGUUUUUUAGAUGAUAUUGUCAUUUCUUCUACACGUAGAGAAACCCUUAGUAAGUCAAAAAAAGAAGUUGAUCCUAGAAACAUUGUUUACUACAAGCAUUUUUUAAGUCAUAGGAUUAAAUUUUUUGAGGACUUUAGUGAUGAUUUAAAAACGGAAUUAAUUAAAUUAAGUGAUGAAUUGAAGAAAGUUGAAAUGAAUUUUGACAUAAAAAAUACGUUGCUUGAGAAAGAAGAUAAAUCAAAACUUCGUAGCUUAAAAACGGAUUGUAGAAAUCGUUCUACUGUGAGUUGGUAUGAAUUGCGUGCUAAAAAAGAACUGGACUUUAACGAUUUUAUUAUAAAAGUAAAGAGUGAAUUGAUUUCUGAAUUUAAUGAAAAAGAAAAUGCUUUACUACAAAUAAGAAGUCAGAAGCAAGAGCUUGAGGAAGAGUUAAAAAGUGUAGAAGAAAAACUGCAGAAUAUUAAUUUACAAGAUAUAAAUAAUAUUACAACACAAAGCCUCGAUAAAUUACGACGUGAUAUUUUAAGUCACGAACAGGUUUUAGAAGAAUAUUCUACAGAGCACGAAAAAUUACGAAUUGAUGUCAAUAAUAAGUUAAUUAGUGACAAAAACAAUGAAACUAAAUAUUUAAAAAUAAAAAAUGAAAUAGAUGAAUUAGAAAAACAAUUUAAAGCGGUGAAUGUAAAUGAAAAUGAUUUAAACGAUGCGAAAUUUGAAUACGAAAAAAUAACAGCUAUUUUUGGAUUAGAAAUUUUAGAAUAUAAACAGAAUUAUUGUGUUUUUAAAUUUUUAAAUUUUAAGCUUUCACUUGAUAGGAAUUUUAGUACAAACAUAGGGGAUGUUUAUAAGUUGCUUAAUAUUCAAUAUUCUGGUAUAAAAAGCAUUAUUCAUGAAUAUGGUGUUAUUAUUACAAAACAGAAAACUGAAAUACAACUAUUAGAUACAAUGAGAUUUUUAUUUACACUCUAUGAAUUGUAUAAAGAAGUUUUACUUUUAUCAAUAAAUAAUUCUAUAGAUGUUUUUAUUGAAAAAGAUGAAUUGUAUAUUUUAAUAGUAGUAAAUAACAUUCAUAAGCUUGAAAGGUACAAAAUAAAAUCGAAAGUUAAACCAACACUAGAAAUCUUGAUAGAGACGCGAGGAGAAUCAUAUUUAUAUAAUUUAUAUGAAGAUAAGGGAUGUAUUUUAGGUCACAUAGAAUAA